Messenger RNA from Cyclopterus lumpus (lumpfish), 4246 nucleotides. It is a transcript of the gene atp13a3, whose product is annotated as ATPase 13A3. Gene Ontology annotation, cellular component: late endosome membrane. NCBI's taxonomy places the organism in Eukaryota, Metazoa, Chordata, Actinopteri, Perciformes, Cyclopteridae. The record is from RefSeq and is a predicted model, not a curated record. Gene Ontology annotation, biological process: intracellular calcium ion homeostasis; polyamine transmembrane transport. Bases 316 to 4125 code for a protein of 1269 amino acids. Gene Ontology annotation, molecular function: ATPase-coupled monoatomic cation transmembrane transporter activity; polyamine transmembrane transporter activity; P-type ion transporter activity. The transcript is spliced from 34 exons.
UGCCGUCAGACAGCCAGUUCAGGCCAGUUCACUACCGCUGUAGUACUCGGUCUGUCCCUCUGAGCUGUCAACACACAGCAACGAGCCACUCUGCCAGCGACAACAUUUUUCUCUUCAACGACGUUUACCUUCAGAUAACAGCUACUCCCGUCUCACCAUGACUCGGAGGUGAUCUUCAGCGUGUCCAGGUGGUUCUGGGGUUCCAGGUUGGUGUGGUGAGAGAGCAAACUAACUGUGGGGAGGAGGACUGCCUGGGGCAUCGUGUCCCUGGCUCUCAAGUGACUAAGGGAGGAGCUUGGUAAACUGUUCUGCAGCAUGGAGAAGGAAGACCCAAAGGUCCUCAACAAAGGGGAAGAGGAGGAGAUGGAGCUGCAGGGCUACCGUCUGUGUCGUUGGCGGCUGGCCCUCGUGGGCCUCGGGGUGCUGUGUACGGGGGGCUUCCUCCUCCUGCUGCUCUACUGGAUGCCACAGUGGUGCGUCAAAGCCACCUGCACCCGUACCACAGCUCGUGAUGCCGAAGUGGUAUUGCUGCGCUCCACGGAUGAGUUCCGACGCUGGUUCUUGGCCAGGGUACGAGUGAUGCUGGCCCCGGGGAGCAACCCCUUCCACAGCUUGGAGACCCAGACCACCUCCCCCUCCCCCUCCCCUACCUCUCCCUCCUGUCCCUUCUCCUCCCCACAUCUGGCCAACGGACACAACCCCCACCCCUCCGAUGGCAGCCCAGCUCAGGAGCUCUUUGGAAUAUAUGGUGACUACCAGCCCACAAAGAUUCGUUAUUUUACCUUCCAUAGCACAAAGUAUUAUUGGAACGACGGUGUGCAGAACUUUGACGUUUUAACUGGCCUGGAUGAUCUGCAGGUCAGCUGCUCUACCCUCCACUCGGAGCACAGUGCAGGUCUGACCAGGAACCAGCAGAAGUACAGGAGACUGUUCUUCGGAGUGAAUGAAAUUGCAGUGAAAGUGCCUUCUGUUUUCAAGCUGCUUAUCAAAGAGGUCCUAAACCCUUUCUACAUCUUCCAGCUCUUCAGUGUGAUUCUGUGGAGUGCCGAUGAGUAUUAUUAUUAUGCCGUGGCCAUUCUUUUCAUGUCGGUCAUAUCCAUAGCUACCUCUCUGUACACCAUCAAAAAGCAAUACAUCAUGCUUCAUGAUAUGGUGGCAACUCACAGUAUUGUUCGUGUGUCUGUAUGCCGAGCCAACAAUGAAAUCGAUGAGAUUUUGUCUACUGAUCUGGUGCCCGGUGAUGUGAUGGUCAUCCCCAGCAAUGGGACCAUCAUGCCAUGUGACGCCGUGCUGGUCAGCGGCACCUGCAUCGUCAAUGAAAGCAUGCUCACAGGUGAGAGCGUUCCUGUGACAAAGACUAAUCUCCCCAACCCAUCGCCUGGGGAGAGGGGGGAGGAGGCUGACGCUGCCUACAACACAGAGGAACAUAAGAGACACACGCUCUUCUGUGGUACCCACGUCAUCCAGACCCGUUACUACACUGGAGACCUGGUCAAGGCUGUGGUGGUCAGCACAGGUUUCAGCACAGCCAAAGGCCAGCUGGUGCGCUCUAUCCUUUACCCAAAACCCACCGACUUCAAACUGUACCGUGAUGCCUACCUCUUCCUGUUGUGUCUGGUGGCUGUGGCUGGAAUUGGCUUUGUCUACUCCAUUGUCCUCAGUGUCUUGCACAAGGUGCCAGCUAAGACCAUCAUCAUUGAGUCCCUGGACAUCAUCACAAUCACUGUGCCACCGGCGCUGCCAGCCGCCAUGACUGCUGGCAUUGUGUACGCCCAACGACGCCUCAAACGCCUUGGCAUUUUCUGCAUCAGUCCACAGAGGAUCAAUAUCUGCGGUCAAAUCAAUCUGGUCUGCUUUGACAAGACUGGAACUCUGACAGAAGAUGGAUUAGACCUAUGGGGAGUCCAUAGGGUUGAGAAUGGAAGUUUCCAUCCGUCAGAGGAAAACGCAUAUAAGGAAAGUCUUGUCAAGUCCCAGUUUGUGGCUUGUAUGGCCACCUGCCACUCUCUUACCAAAAUAGAAGGCCAGCUGUCUGGAGAUCCGCUGGACCUCAAAAUGUUUGAGGCUAUUGGCUGGAUCCUGGAGGAGGCUACUGAGGAGGAAACAUCUCUCCACAACCGUAUCAUGCCCACUGUUGUUCGACCCCCAAAACAGCUGUUGCCCCCACAGCCUGCCGUAUCACCAGAGCAGGACAUGGAACUCUAUGAGCUCUCGUCAACGUAUGAGGUAGGAAUCGUGCGCCAGUUUCCCUUUUCUUCAGCACUCCAGAGGAUGUGUGUGGUAGCUCGUCUGCUGGGGGAGAAACGUAUGGAUGCUUACAUGAAGGGAGCCCCAGAAGUGGUGGCUAGUCUCUGCAAGAAAGAGACUGUGCCAGAAAACUUUCAAGAGGUUUUGGAGAGCUACACCAAACAGGGUUUCAGGGUCAUCGCUCUAGCUCAUCGUCGACUUGAAUCCAAACUCACCUGGCACAAAGUACAAAAUAUCAGCAGGGAUCCCAUUGAGGCAAACAUGGAGUUCCUUGGUCUGAUCAUCAUGCAGAACAAGCUGAAGGCAGAAACCCCAGCUGUGCUGCAGGACCUCCGCCAAGCCAGCAUCCGCACAGUCAUGGUUACUGGUGACAACAUGCUAACAGCCAUCUCUGUGGCCCGGGACUGUGGAAUGAUCCCUCCCCAAGACACAGUCAUCAUUGCUGAUGCCUUCUCCCCCCAUGAUGGACAAGCUGCGAAGAUCACCUGGAGAUACGCUGACAAGCCGAGCGAGACAUCUCGCCUGGAGGCCAUAAACAUCAGUCUGGAGGAUGUUGGUCACGUAGAUGAGCCCAAAGCACAAGAGCUGUACCACUUUGCUAUGAAUGGAAAAUCGUUUGCGGUCAUCUUGGAGCAUUUCCCUGACAUGCUUCAAAAGCUGGUGCUGCAAGGCACGGUGUUUGCCAGAAUGGCACCGGACCAGAAAACUCAACUCAUUGAGGCGUUGCAAGGCGUAGAUUACUUUGUGGGAAUGUGCGGAGAUGGAGCAAACGACUGUGGGGCUCUGAAGAGGGCACAUGGUGGCAUCUCUCUGUCAGAGCUCGAGGCCUCUGUAGCCUCUCCCUUCACCUCCAAGACCCCCAACAUCUCCUGUGUCCCCAGCCUCAUCAGGGAGGGGCGUGCUGCUCUCAUCACCUCCUUCUGUGUGUUCAAGUUCAUGGCGCUCUACAGCAUCAUCCAGUACAUCAGUGUCACUCUCCUCUAUUCUAUCCUCAGUAACCUUGGAGACUUCCAGUUCCUCUUCAUCGAUAUUGCCAUCAUCCUCCUUAUUGUCUUUACCAUGAGUCUGAAUCCAGCUUGGAAAGAACUGGUGUCACGUCGUCCCCCAUCAGGUCUGAUCUCUGGGCCUCUGUUAUUCUCUGUGCUGACCCAGAUCCUCAUCUGCUUGGGCUUCCAGACCAUUACAUUCCUUUGGGUCCGACAGCAGUCUUGGUACACGGUCUGGACACCACUUACAGAUGUCUGCAACCUGCCAUCACAUAUUAACGUGUCUGACCACAAUGACACAGAAGUGGACGACCACAACAUCCAAAACUUCGAGAACACCAGCCUCUUCUAUGUCUCCUCCUUCCAGUAUCUUGUUGUUGCUGUCGUUUUCUCAAAGGGAAAACCUUUCAGGCAGCCUAGCUACAAGAAUUGGCCUUUUGUGCUGUCGGCCUUGUGUUUGUAUGUUUUCCUGCUGUUCAUCAUGUUCCACCCUGUCAAAGGCAUUGAUGAUUUUCUAGAGAUUGUUUGUGUCCCGUUUGAAUGGAGGAUAAAACUCUUCAUCAUCAUCUUGGUCAAUGCUGCUGUGGCUGUUUUUGUAGAGACCUUCAUCCUUGACAUCAUCUUAUGGAAGCUUGUGUUCAGCCGAGACAAACAGAGCAGCCUCGGCAUCACUCCUGUUGCCUCGACACCACAGAGGGCCAUUGACAUGCGAGCAUACAAGUGUCUGUCCCGGCUGUGCUGCCCAAGCAAGAUUACACCCAAGGCUCGCUACAUGCAUCUGGCCCAGGAGCUCAGUGUGGACCCCGACUGGCCUCCAAAGCCAACCACCACCACUGAAGCCAAGUCCCGCUCUGAAAAUGGCUCCACCUAUCGAAUCAGGAUAAACUCCUAGCACCCCCCCACAACACCUCACACUAUCUAAUCUAGCCCUCCGAUAUAGGAGACAUGUAUGCAAAUACCGUGUGUUCAGUGAAUGCACCUUCAACCUAUUCAAAUUAAAUUGGAUAAUCAUA